This is a messenger RNA of Perkinsus marinus ATCC 50983, 246 nucleotides long. RefSeq lists its product as hypothetical. Lineage: Eukaryota; Perkinsozoa; Perkinsida; Perkinsidae. The annotation marks the transcript as partial. The transcript has a single exon. The record is from RefSeq and is a predicted model, not a curated record.
GUGAACGCGACCGACGAGAUUCUUACCUAGCAGGCGAAGAUGGAAGAGUUGUACGCCGACCGUCGAUGCAUGAAGAGGGCACGCCGUCACUUCCCGACCAUGAGAGGCGGCGGUCACCACCACCUGAGCAUCUAUUGCACGCGGAAGAUAAUAGGAAGAUUGCGGCUCCUAUUGCCUCAGCGAUCCGAGAGGGUAGCAGAGGGACCUCUCGGGAUGAGUCUAGGUUGGGCAGUCGGCGAGGCUCAA